CUCGUUAGUGCAGUGUGCAUCUGGAAGUUGUCGCCAUCAUAAGUAGCUAAAUGUUGCAGCUAGCUCUCAAGUCGUCAGCCGUUGUGUCCGAAGAAACAUUAUCUGACACAGUUAACUGCUUUUUCUGUGUUUCAUAUCGAUGUUUUGUGAGCUGUUAUGAUGUCAACCACCAGUAAACGCGAUUAGUUCUGUUGCAGUGUUGUGUCGUUUUCUCAAAACCAACAGCAGGAUCUAUUUUCAGAGCACACAUUAGCAGGCUGGAGUCUUGAGAGGCAGCAAAGGGGCGGUGGGCUGCUGAAACCGUUGCUGGUUAGCAACGAGCUUGCUUGGUAGCUAAAGAAAGUGAAAUCGUUAAUACACGUUUUCAAAAACAAUCCGCUUUGAACGUUGCUGCAAACUAAGCGGUGGUUUUCUGCUCUUAAGUUCGUAACUGACCAUAACCAAGGAGCUAGCAGGGUCAGGGCUAGCCAUCUCUUCGUUGAGGAACCUGAGAUUUAAAGCUAAUAGGACUUAUCAUUCUGCCUGGAUUGGUCUGUAGCAGUGAGACUCUGAUAAACUGGAGCUGCAAUCGUCAAUUUUGUCGUUUUUUACAGCAGGCUAUUGGGCCUGACAGCGGAGAAGAUGUCUGAAGGAGAGAGCAGGCAGGCCCCGGAUCCUGCCCAGGAGACGAAGCCGGACUCGGGGGCAGCUGCGCCCGCAGGCCAAGCGGUGGCAUCCGUGUCGCCGCCGGUGUCCACGGUGACCCAGCCUCCUCCCACUGCUGCCACGGAGGACGAGGAAGAGGAGAGCGAGGAUGAGUCAGAGAUUUUGGAGGAAAGCCCGUGUGGACGCUGGCAGAAACGCAGGGAAGAGGUGAAUCAGCGUAAUGUGCCUGGGAUCGAUAAUGCUUACUUGGCCAUGGACACGGAGGAAGGGGUUGAAGUGGUGUGGAAUGAAGUCAUGUUCUCAGAAAGGAAGAACUUCAAACUGCAGGAGGAAAAGGUGAAGGCUGUGUUUGACAAUUUAAUCCAGCUGGAACACUUGAACAUUGUGAAGUUCCACAAGUACUGGGCAGAUGUGAAGGAAAACAGAGCCAGGGUUAUUUUCAUCACUGAGUACAUGUCAUCAGGCAGUCUCAAGCAGUUCUUGAAAAAGACAAAGAAAAACCACAAAACCAUGAACGAAAAGGCCUGGAAGCGCUGGUGUACGCAGAUACUGUCUGCCCUCAGUUACCUGCACUCCUGUGAACCUGCCAUCAUCCACGGCAACCUCACCUGUGACACCAUCUUCAUCCAGCACAACGGCCUCAUCAAGAUCGGCUCAGUUGCCCCCGACACCAUCAAUAACCAUGUGAAGACCUGCCGGGAGGAGCAGAAGUGCCUCCACUUCUUUGCUCCAGAAUAUGGAGCUGUUGCCAAUGUUACCACAGCGGUGGAUAUCUAUUCCUUCGGAAUGUGCGCCUUAGAGAUGGCUGUUUUGGAAAUCCAGAGUAAUGGAGAUUCGUCGUAUGUGUCCCAAGAAGCCAUAAACAGUGCCAUUCAGUCCCUAGAAGACCCGCUGCAGCGGGAAUUCAUCCAGAAGUGUCUGGAGGUCGACCCGAGCAAAAGACCCACAGCCAAAGAGCUGCUGUUCCACCCCGCCUUGUUUGAGGUGCCUUUACUCAAGCUGCUAGCCGCACACUGCAUCGUCAGCCACCAACAUAUGAUUCCAGAAAACGCUCUAGAGGAGAUGACGAAGAACAUGGACCCCAACCUGGUCAUUGUUGAAACAAAGAACGGAGUUCAGAUGAAGCUCUCUCAGUUUCCUGCAUUAGAACUGGACAAGUUUCUGGAAGAUGUGAGGAACGGGAUCUAUCCGCUGACCGCUUUCGGGAUGCCCCGUCCACAGCAACCUCAGCAGGAAGCCGUUAAGUCGCCCAUCGUCCCACCUUCAGUCAAAUCCCCAACACCUGAACCUGCAGAGGUUGAGACCAGAAAGGUCCUCCAGAUGCAGUGUAACAUCGAGCCUGUCGAUGAGGGCAACAAGCAUCACCUGACGUUGUUGUUGAAACUUGAGGAUAAACUAAACAGGCACUUGAGCUGUGAUUUAUUACCAAAUGAGAACGUUCAGGAGCUGGCCGUGGAGCUCGUCCAGCUGGGAUUCAUCAGCGAGGGCGAUCAGCCGCGGCUCGCGUGCGUUCUCGAAGAGGCCUUCUCCAGGUUCUACAGUCGGAAUGACUCUCUCAAUCCGGUGACCGUUUCGUCGUAGCUGAGGACUCGCCAGGCCUUCUCUGAGCCCUCCUCGUCCUCCGCAGCAGGACUAGCUUUUCGCUUCAUGUCGACAUCGCUAUAAAAGCUUUAGUGAGAACUGAGAGGGAAGCCUUGGUCUGACUGCAGAUCCUGCAGCGUCUUCUUGUAUCUUCUAGUGGGAAAAGCUGCCACUAAGUGGUUGUUGGUCUCUCUUUAUUUUUAUUUUUAAUUUCUCCCGCCACAUACAGCCAUCUUCUUCUCUUCUGAAAGAGGAAAUUGUAAUUGAAGCCUAAUGGAAAGUACAAAUGUUUUAUUUCUUUCAGUUGUAAGGAAAUGAUAGAAGAAAGCUAAAUCAAAUGGAUAACAGCAGUAUUUUCCUUAAGUCAGUGUUGAAGUUGCAUUUUAAACUUUUUUUUUUUUUUUUCUUAAAUCAUUUAAUGGAGUUGUGUGUGUCUGUCUGCUGUCCCGACAAACUGAAGCGUGUGUUUACAGUGUUGUGAGCUUAAAGUCUGGUCGUUUAAACUUUUGAGGUUCCUGCUGACCUCGGAUCAGUUUCAGGUGGAAAACUAGGGACAAAACAUAAGCAGUUUCAGUUUUGCUUUAGAUUUCCACUAUCACACAUGUAGUCAUAAACCCUUCAGCUGCAACACAAUCAGACGAGCAGGUUAAGAUAUAUAUAAAAAUCUAUUUAUUUGUGUAUCUCUCUUUGACUGAUCCAUUUCACUUCCAGCACAGAGGCCGGGGGACUGAUUGUAUGCUUUUACUCCCUGCUUUUCUUUAAAUCAAGCUGUUUAGUUUCUAUGAAAAAUGACCAGAGUGCAAACAUUGCAGCACUCCUCAACACCCAGUUCUCUUUAGGUCUAAUUUCUCACUCAGCAAGUUGGUGUGAUCAGUUUUCAAGUUCUGGAUUUUCACCGGUGAAUACACAUUUGGUUCAUGGUCCAAAAGUAAAAGCGAUGCGUGGAAUCCGUUUUCGCUCAUCAGGAAGUAGAUUUUGUUGCUCUUCAGUUACUGGCUUCAAUCCAGUUAUGCAGGAUUAGUGGAAUUUUUUUUGCUCCUUUUCUUUUGGUAAACUUGUCCAGCCGUGGGCUCUGGCUUGCGCGCGGCGCUGGGAGGAACAUCAAGAUGUCGGUAAGCCUGAGCUGCGUCCUCCGCGCUGUGACUACGUCUUGACAGGGUCUGUAGAUACGAGUGUGGGACUGCCUGGCAUGCCUGUAACCAUCAUGUACUCUGUAUGCUGGACACUGUGCUGUUUCCACAACGCUUUUGCCCUCUUUUUCACUUCCUCAACUAAAAUGGUAAUAAAAAAACAAAAACAAAAAACACAUUAUCUCCACCUGACGUGUUUGACUCAUUUUUUUUUUUUUUUUAAAAAGCUGCAGAGUUCCAACACAACAUGGAGUAUGUCUUAAUUUGUUUUCUCAGACUUUAUUUACUGUCCUGUUCUGGAUUUAAAGUCAGUUUUAUCCAUCUAUCAAUGACUCUUUUAUCGGUCAUCCAGCCAUCGGUUAUUUCAUCCAGCCAUGUUCUUUUGUGUCAAUUCAAGCAUAUGUAUCCCAAAGGGAAAUUAAAUGUAAUUCAUAUUAAAGUAUGAUAUGGGCAGAACAGAUGGAAUUUAUUGUGAUUAAUCCAUUAUUGAAAUAAUUGUCAACUAAUUUAGUAGUCGAUUAAUCAGGGAGUGCGUUUCCUGAAAGAAAAUGCACUCAGAGCAGUAAUUAACCCAAAACUACAAAAUAUAUACAUUUUGAAUCAAAAAAAAAAAAAAAAAAAAAACAUAAAUAAAGUUGAACAUAUCAUUUGCCAUUGUGAUCGAUGAAAGCGUUUGAACUUCCUUUGUCUUUCUCUACUCUUUAGUUUCUGGUCUGCAUUGUUGAAGCCUCGUUUUCAACUUCUCUAAGACUUUGGGUCGUAUUUUUGUUAUUAUUUGCGUCUCAAAGACUGCAGAUCAGCUGCUUCCAGUAAUAGACACCUUGUUGACAUGGUAACGUGUUAUAACAACUGUCAAAGUAAGAAGAAACAGAAAUCUCAUUCCUACAACACAUCAAAACUAACAGAUCUACAUCAACAUGCAAACUUGAGCGCCGCAGUUUUAUUGUUCUGUGUGUCUCUUAACUGGUUAUGUCCUCCAUCCGUCCGUUUUCUCAUAAGUCCAUCCAUUUGUAUAUCCAUUCAUGUUUUCAUAUACCAUCCAAUACCCCCUUGGUUUUUCCAUCCAUCCAAGUUUCAACCAUUCAUUCACUUUCACAUUAAAAGCUUGACUACUGUGUAACAUUUGCCCAUACAUGGAAAACUGAGAAGUGUGAAAUUACUUGCAAUUAAAAUAAAAAAAAAUAUUGACAAAUGUUUAGGAAUCCUAUAGAAAAAAAAAGAAGCUAAUUUUGUUGGUACAUUUUUGAAGUGUAAAUUAAAACUUUAAGGCCCCCAGUAGAAAUAAUUUACAUAAAGACAACACAAAUGGGACAAAAUUGAAUAUUUUAAAUAAUUUAUACAAAAAAAAAAAACCCAUCCUGGUGUAUCAGGAGUGUGACCUCUAACCCCAGAGCAUCACUGUUUGAAUU
Poecilia latipinna (sailfin molly) is the source of this 4765-nucleotide messenger RNA. RefSeq names its product nuclear receptor binding protein 1 (gene nrbp1). The coding region runs from base 622 to 2226 and encodes 534 amino acids. Gene Ontology annotation, molecular function: protein kinase activity; ATP binding. The record is from RefSeq and is a predicted model, not a curated record. The transcript is spliced from 18 exons. NCBI's taxonomy places the organism in Eukaryota, Metazoa, Chordata, Actinopteri, Cyprinodontiformes, Poeciliidae. Gene Ontology annotation, biological process: protein phosphorylation.